This is a messenger RNA of Anopheles merus, 3760 nucleotides long. RefSeq names its product DNA damage-binding protein 1 (gene pic). Gene Ontology annotation, molecular function: nucleic acid binding; protein binding. The record is from RefSeq and is a predicted model, not a curated record. Lineage: Eukaryota; Metazoa; Arthropoda; Insecta; Diptera; Culicidae. The coding region runs from base 156 to 3572 and encodes 1138 amino acids. The transcript has 4 exons. Gene Ontology annotation, biological process: DNA repair; proteasome-mediated ubiquitin-dependent protein catabolic process. Gene Ontology annotation, cellular component: site of double-strand break; nucleus.
AAUUCUGGUGUACGGCGAUCGGCAAAUGCGCGUUUCGUGCGCUUCGCAUAACAAACAGUUUGGGCAGGAAAAUUGUGCAUUUUUCACCGUGAAGUGCCGCACGCAUCGUGAUAAAAGCAACACACACGGCACGAAAAGGACCGUCGUAGUGCACAAUGGCGCACAAUUAUAUUGUGACUGCCCAGAAACCAACGGCGGUUACCGCUUGCGUUACCGGUAACUUCACCUCGCCAACCGAUCUCAACCUGAUCGUGGCCAAAAGCUCGCGGUUAGAGAUAUAUUUGGUAACGCCGGAAGGGCUUCGGCCUAUAAAAGAAAUUGGCAUCAAUGGGAAAAUAGCAGUGAUGAAGCUGUUCCGUCCGGCGGAAGAGGCGAAAGACUUGAUAUUCAUUCUGACCCACCGGUACAAUGCGAUGAUUCUGCAGUGUGCCGUGCAGGGCGAUGACAUCGAAAUAAUAACGAAAGCGCACGGGAACGUGGCCGACCGGGUCGGGAAGCCGGCGGAAACCGGCAUCCUGGCGGUCAUCGACCCGAAAGCCCGCGUCAUCGGCAUGCGCCUGUACGAAGGGCUGUUCAAGAUCAUUCCCCUGGACAAGGAUACGAACGAGCUGAAGGCGACGAGCCUGCGCAUGGAGGAGAUGCACGUGCAGGAUGUGGAGUUUCUGUACGGAACGACGCACCCGACGCUGAUCGUGAUCCAUCAGGACAUCAACGGGCGCCACAUUAAGACGCACGAAAUUAGCCUUAAGGAUAAGGAGUUUACCAAGAUCGCGUGGAAGCAGGACAACGUCGAGACGGAGGCUACCAUGCUGAUCGCCGUGCCGAUGCCGCUCGGCGGCGCCAUUGUCAUCGGGCAGGAGUCGAUCGUGUACCACGACGGGGACAGCUACGUGGCGGUCGCGCCGGCCAUCAUCAAGCAGAGCACGAUUAACUGUUACGCGCGGAUCGACAGCAAGGGGCUGCGAUACCUGCUCGGCAACAUGGCCGGCAACCUGUUCAUGAUGUUCCUCGAGACGGAGGAAAACGCCAAGGGGCAGACGACGGUGCGGGACAUUAAGGUGGAGCUGCUGGGCGAGAUAACGAUCCCGGAGUGCAUCACGUACCUGGACAAUGGGGUGCUGUUCAUCGGCUCGCGGCACGGCGAUUCGCAGCUGGUGAAGCUGAAUACGACCGCGGGCGAUAAUGGGGCGUACGUGAUGCUGAUGGAAACGUUCACCAAUCUGGCGCCGAUCGUCGACAUGUGUGUGGUGGAUCUGGAGCGCCAGGGCCAGGGGCAGAUGAUUACCUGCUCCGGCAGCUUUAAGGAGGGCUCGCUGCGCAUCAUACGCAACGGCAUCGGCAUCCAGGAGCACGCGUGUAUCGAUCUGCCCGGCAUCAAGGGUAUGUGGGCGUUGCGCGUUGGCAUCGACGAUUCGCCGUACGACAACACGCUGAUACUGUCGUUCGUGGGCCACACCCGCGUCCUGAUGCUGUCGGGCGACGAGGUCGAGGAGACGGAAAUAGCCGGCAUUCUGGGCGACCAGCAGACGUUCUACUGUGCGAACGUUUCGCACGGCCAGAUCCUGCAGGUGACGCCCAGCUCGGCGCGGCUCAUCUCCUGCGACAACAAGGCGAUGAUCUGCGAAUGGAAGCCCCCGGACAACAAGCGCAUCGGUGUGGUGGGCGCCAACACGACGCAGAUUGUGUGCGCGUCGGCCCAGGACGUGUACUACGUGGAGAUCGGGGACGGCAAGCUGGAGUACAAGGGCCAGACGACGCUCAGCUACGAGGUCGCUUGCCUGGACGUGUCGCCGCUGGAGGAUAACGCAACGCGGUCCGAGUUUGUGGCCGUCGGGCUGUGGACGGACAUUUCGGCCUGCGUGCUGAAGGUGCCGACGCUGGAGCUGCUGCACAAGGAGAAGCUCGGCGGUGAGAUCAUACCCCGCUCCAUACUGAUGGCCGCCUUCGAGGGCAUCAACUAUUUGCUGUGCGCGCUCGGCGACGGUUCGAUGUACUACUUCGUGCUGAACAAAGCGACCGGCUGCCUGACGGAGCAGAAGAAGGUAACGCUCGGUACGCAGCCCACCAUCCUGAAGACGUUCCGGUCGCUUUCCACCACGAACGUGUUUGCCUGCUCGGACCGGCCGACGGUCAUCUACAGCUCCAACCACAAGCUGGUGUUUUCGAACGUCAACCUAAAGGAGGUGAACCACAUGUGCUCGCUGAACGCGGAAGCGUACCAGGACUCGUUGGCGCUGGCGACACGCAACUCCGUCAUCUUUGGCACGAUCGACGAGAUCCAGAAGCUGCACAUCCGCACGGUACCGCUCGGCGAGUCGCCGAGGCGCAUCGCGUACCAGGAGGCGUCGCAAACGUUCGGCGUCAUCACGUUCCGCAUGGACGUGCAGGAUUCGAGCGGGCUGACGCCGGCACGCCAGAGCGCCUCGACGCAGACGAACAACAUCACGCAGUCGAGCGGCAUGGGCCUGCUGAAGCCCGGUGCCAGCAACACCGAGUUCGGCCAGGAGGUGGAGGUGCACAAUCUGCUCAUCAUCGAUCAGAACACGUUCGAGGUGCUGCAUGCGCACCAGUUCAUGCAGACCGAGUACGCGCUGUCGCUAAUGUCAGCCAAGCUGGGCAACGAUCCGAACACGUACUUCAUCGUCGGUACCGGGCUGGUAAAUCCGGAAGAGCCGGAACCGAAGACCGGCCGCAUCAUCAUCUACCGGUACGCGGACAACGAGCUUAAAAUGGUUAGCGACAAGGAGGUGAAGGGCGCGUGCUACUCGCUGGUGGAGUUUAAUGGGCGCGUGCUGGCGUGCAUCAACUCCACCGUGCGGCUGUACGAGUGGACCGACGACAAGGAUCUUCGGCUAGAGUGCAGCCAUUUCAACAACGUGCUGGCGCUAUACUGUAAAACGAAAGGUGACUUCAUUCUGGUGGGCGAUUUGAUGCGUUCCAUCACACUGCUGCAGUACAAGCAGAUGGAGGGUAGCUUCGAGGAGAUUGCCCGCGAUUACCAGCCGAACUGGAUGACGGCCGUCGAGAUACUGGACGACGACGCAUUCCUCGGUGCCGACAACAGCAACAACCUGUUCGUCUGCCUAAAGGACAGCGCGGCAACGACGGACGAGGAGCGCCAGCAGAUGCCCGAGGUGGCUCAGUUCCAUCUGGGCGAUAUGGUGAACGUGUUCCGCCACGGUUCGCUGGUAAUGCAAAACAUCAGCGAACGCAGCACCCCGACGACCGGGUGCGUCCUGUUCGGCACGGUCAGCGGCGCGAUCGGACUGGUCACGCAAAUUCAGAGCGACUUUUACGAGUUUCUGCGCAAGCUGCAGGAGAACCUUACCAAUACGAUCAAAUCGGUCGGCAAGAUUGACCAUUCGUAUUGGCGCAGUUUUCACACGGAAACGAAAAUGGAACGCUGCGAAGGGUUCAUCGACGGCGAUCUGGUGGAAAGCUUCCUCGACCUCAGCAGGGAAAAGAUGCGCGAAGCCUCGCUCGGGCUCGAAAUCGACGUCGAGGGUACGAAGCGAGAGGCCACGGUAGAUGACAUUAUUAAAAUCGUAGAGGAUCUUACCAGAAUACAUUAGAAAGCGCGGAGGAAUUGAUUGAGGAAUCGGGGAGGAAAGAAUUCGAGGUCAUAUUUGCUGCUCCCAGAGUUCAAUCGUGGUCACACCGGUGUGUUUAGUAUGUAACAUUUGCCUCCAGUUGGGGCUAGAAAUUUAUUGCAUUAUCAAAGAAUGAUAAACAUAAUAAAUAGCGACGUAAGACGUAAAAA